Mastomys coucha (southern multimammate mouse) is the source of this 4401-nucleotide messenger RNA. Its product is annotated as nuclear pore complex protein Nup98-Nup96. NCBI's taxonomy places the organism in Eukaryota, Metazoa, Chordata, Mammalia, Rodentia, Muridae. Bases 411 to 4223 code for a protein of 1270 amino acids. The record is from RefSeq and is a predicted model, not a curated record. Gene Ontology annotation, biological process: protein import into nucleus; post-transcriptional tethering of RNA polymerase II gene DNA at nuclear periphery; RNA export from nucleus. The transcript has 23 exons. Gene Ontology annotation, cellular component: nuclear pore; nuclear pore cytoplasmic filaments. Gene Ontology annotation, molecular function: structural constituent of nuclear pore.
UCCCUCCUUUUUUUUUUUUUUUUUUUUUUAUCUUCCCCUUUCCCCCUCGCAAUUCCUUACGCCCCUCCUCUUCCCCUCCGCUCCUAAUCAGAGACCGCCUUCACGUUCGGUUUCAAAAGGUUCGUCACCCAAUGAAUAACAGGGUGGGUCUCGAGUGGCGGACCGGCCUGCCAAUGCCCGGCCGCCAAGGGCGGAGCGCCCGGAGCCGACCUCUGACGGUGGACGGCGUGUGACGCAGUCAGGCCUCUGCGCGCUGCGCCCGAAGCGGCGGUCGGUGGCUGCGGCGGCGGCAGCGGCGGCGACGGUUUCCUGGAGGCCGCGCGCUGCUCUGGUGAGCGGCGGGUGACGGACGGACCUGGGCUCUCACUCCAGACGUACCGCUNUUUCUGAAGCAAACACUUGCUUUGAAGAUGUUUAACAAAUCAUUUGGAACCCCCUUUGGGGGUGGUACAGGGGGCUUUGGCACAACAUCAACAUUUGGACAAAAUACUGGCUUUGGUACUACUAGUGGAGGAGCAUUUGGAACAUCUGCAUUUGGUUCUAGCAACAAUACUGGUGGCUUAUUUGGAAAUUCACAGACCAAACCAGGAGGAUUAUUUGGUACCAGUUCAUUUAGCCAGCCAGCAACCUCCACAAGCACUGGUUUUGGGUUUGGCACAUCAACAGGAACAUCAAAUAGCUUGUUUGGAACUGCAAGUACUGGAACCAGUCUUUUCUCAUCCCAGAACAAUGCAUUUGCACAAAAUAAACCAACUGGCUUUGGGGAUUUUGGAACCAGCACUAGCAGCGGAGGACUCUUUGGAACUACAAAUACCACCUCUAAUCCUUUUGGUAGCACAUCUGGCUCCCUCUUUGGGCCAAGUAGUUUUACAGCAGCACCUACAGGAACUACCAUCAAAUUUAAUCCUCCCACUGGUACAGAUACUAUGGUGAAAGCUGGAGUUAGCACUAACAUCAGUACCAAGCAUCAGUGUAUUACUGCUAUGAAAGAAUAUGAGAGCAAGUCAUUAGAGGAACUUCGUUUGGAGGAUUAUCAGGCUAACCGGAAAGGCCCACAGAACCAAGUGGGAGCAGGUACCACGGCUGGCUUAUUUGGGUCUUCUCCAGCAACCUCCAGUGCAACAGGACUGUUCAGCUCCUCCACCACUAAUUCAGCCUUUUCAUAUGGUCAGAACAAAACUGCCUUUGGAACUAGCACAACUGGAUUUGGGACAAAUCCAGGUGGUCUCUUUGGUCAACAGAAUCAACAGACUACCAGUCUCUUCAGCAAACCGUUUGGCCAGGCUACAACCACCCCAAAUACCGGCUUUUCCUUUGGAAAUACCAGCACCCUUGGACAGCCAAGCACCAAUACCAUGGGCCUAUUUGGAGUAACCCAAGCCUCACAACCAGGAGGUCUUUUUGGGACAGCUACAAACACUAGCACUGGGACGGCGUUUGGGACAGGAACAGGUCUCUUUGGGCAGCCCAAUACUGGAUUUGGUGCCGUUGGUUCGACCCUGUUUGGCAAUAACAAGCUUACAACUUUUGGAACCAGCACGACCAGUGCUCCUUCAUUUGGUACAACCAGUGGCGGGCUCUUCGGUAACAAACCAACCCUGACUUUAGGAACCAAUACAAACACUUCCAAUUUUGGGUUUGGCACAAAUAACACUGGGAGUAGUAUUUUUGGAAGUAAGCCAGCAGCCGGGACUCUGGGAACUGGACUUGGUACAGGAUUUGGAACAGCUCUUGGUGCUGGACAGGCAUCUUUGUUUGGAAACAACCAACCUAAGAUUGGAGGGCCUCUUGGUACAGGAGCCUUUGGGGCCCCUGGAUUUAAUACUUCGACAGCCAUUUUGGGCUUUGGCGCCCCCCAGGCCCCAGUAGCUUUGACAGAUCCAAAUGCUUCUGCUGCCCAGCAGGCUGUUCUCCAGCAGCACCUCAAUAGUCUAACAUACUCACCUUUUGGAGACUCCCCUCUCUUCCGGAAUCCUAUGUCAGAUCCUAAGAAGAAAGAAGAGAGAUUGAAACCAACUAAUCCAGCAGCUCAGAAAGCUCUUACAACACCUACUCAUUAUAAACUUACACCUCGCCCUGCUACCAGAGUCAGGCCAAAGGCUUUGCAAACAACAGGUACAGCCAAAUCACAUCUCUUUGAUGGGCUGGAUGACGAUGAACCAUCUCUAGCAAACGGAGCAUUCAUGCCUAAAAAGAGCAUCAAGAAAUUGGUUUUGAAAAAUCUUAACAAUAGCAACCUCUUUUCUCCUGUUAAUCAUGAUUCAGAAGAUUUAGCUUCACCCUCUGAGUAUCCAGAAAAUGGAGAGAGAUUUAGCUUCCUGAGCAAACCUGUUGAUGAGAACCAUCAGCAGGAUGGAGAUGAUGACUCUCUUGUAUCACGAUUUUACACUAAUCCUAUUGCCAAACCCAUUCCACAAACUCCAGAGAGCGUUGGAAACAAAAAUAACAGUAGCAGCAAUGUGGAAGAUACCAUUGUUGCUUUGAACAUGCGUGCUGCUCUGCGCAAUGGACUGGAGGGAAGCAGUGAAGAACCGUCUUUCCAUGAUGAGUCAUUGCAGGAUGACCGAGGGGAGACAGAAAACAAUGCUUGCCACAUACAUCCAGCAGGCAUUGUUCUCACAAAAGUUGGUUAUUAUACUAUCCCAACUAUGGAUGACCUUGCUAAAAUUACCAAUGAGAAGGGAGAAUGCAUUGUUUCUGACUUCACUAUUGGCCGUAAAGGGUAUGGCUCAAUCUAUUUUGAAGGAGAUGUGAAUUUGACAAAUCUAAAUUUGGACGAUAUUGUGCAUAUCCGGAGGAAAGAAGUUAUUGUCUAUGUAGAUGAUAACCAAAAGCCACCUGUGGGUGAAGGGCUAAAUAGGAAGGCUGAAGUUACUUUAGAUGGAGUUUGGCCAACAGAUAAAACAUCCCGGUGUUUAAUAAAGAGUCCAGAUCGACUUGCUGAUAUCAACUACGAAGGGAGAUUAGAAGCAGUCUCAAGAAAGCAAGGGGCCCAGUUCAAGGAGUAUCGGCCUGAAACUGGUUCUUGGGUGUUUAAGGUCUCCCACUUUUCUAAGUAUGGCCUUCAGGACUCUGAUGAAGAGGAGGAGGAACACCCACCCAAAGCUACUUCAAAGAAGCUCAAGACUGCCCCUUUGCCCCCUGCAGGCCAGGCAGCCACUUUCCAGAUGACUCUUAAUGGCAAACCUGCACCCCCACCUCAGAGCCAGAGCCCAGAAGUGGAGCAGUUAGGCAGGGUUGUGGAGCUGGACAGCGACAUGGUAGACAUCACCCAGGAGCCAGUUCCGGAUUCUGUGUUAGAGGAGAGUGUGCCUGAGGAUCAGGAGCCCGUGUCUGCUUCAACACAUAUUGCAUCUUCACUGGGAAUUAAUCCACAUGUUUUACAGAUCAUGAAAGCAUCAUUGCUUAUUGAUGAAGAAGAUGUCGAUGCCGUGGAUCAACGCUUCGGUCACUUCCCUUCCAAAGCAGAGACUGUUCAGGAAAUCUGUUCUCCUAGACUCCCCAUUUCAGCCUCCCACUCAUCAAAAUCCCGCUCCAUAGUUGGUGGGUUGCUGCAAUCAAAAUUUGCAAGUGGAACUUUUCUUUCACCAAGUGCCUCCGUGCAAGAAUGUCGCACUCCCAGGACAUCAUCUCUCAUGAACGUCCCAUCCACAUCCCCCUGGUCUGUCCCUCUGCCCCUGGCCACUGUGUUCACAGUGCCCAGCCCAGCCCCUGAGGUUCAGCUAAAAACAGUGGGAAUACGAAGGCACCCAGGCCUAGUCCCUCUUGAAAAAUCCAUUACGUAUGGCAAGGGGAAGCUCUUGAUGGACAUGGCCCUCUUCAUGGGACGUUCAUUUCGGGUUGGUUGGGGUCCCAACUGGACUCUUGCUAAUAGUGGAGAACAACUGCAUGGCCCCCACCAACUGGAAAAUCAUCAGGUUGCUGAUUCUAUGGAAUACGGAUUCCUGCCCAAUCCAGUAGCUGUUAAAUCUCUAUCUGAAUCCCCAUUCAAAGUUCAUUUGGAAAAACUUGGCUUGAGACAGAGGAAGCUGGAUGAAGAUCUGCAGUUAUACCAGACACCUCUAGAGCUCAAAUUAAAACAUAGCACUGUCCAUGUAGAUGAGCUGUGUCCUCUCAUUGUCCCCAAUCCUGGGGUCUCCGUCAUUCAUGAUUAUGCAGAGUGGGUUAAGAAAUCACCCAGAGAUUUGCUGGAACUGCCAAGUAAGUACACAUCAUGCUGCUAAUCUUCAUCCUAGGAGUCAGGUCAACAGUUGCAUGUGUUUCUAGGAGGAUGUAUUUCCUUAUGGGUAUCAGGUGACUUCCUGUGCUUACAUAUUGCUGCAGUUCACCUGGGGCAAGAAGAAAGAAAUUGAGUUACUGUUUUUAUUCAUUCUUGUGGCUUGUAAUACUUCCUCAGAGACC